Molecule: messenger RNA, 2280 nt
Organism: Callorhinchus milii (elephant shark)
Lineage: Eukaryota; Metazoa; Chordata; Chondrichthyes; Chimaeriformes; Callorhinchidae
Product: lysophosphatidic acid receptor 6
Exons: 1
Coding region: 692-1720 (342 amino acids)
Biological process (GO): G protein-coupled receptor signaling pathway; behavioral response to pain
Cellular component (GO): membrane
Molecular function (GO): G protein-coupled receptor activity
Source: RefSeq, a predicted model, not a curated record
CAUCAUUUUGCGUGCGUGCUUAACACUUUGUUCAGGCAGAAGCCUCAGAAUGAUAUCUAAAACCGGGAAGAAAAUCAGCUAAGGAACAUAUGUUUUACUAUGCUGGGACACACCACCUAAACCUGUUGCUAUUAGUUGCUUUUUGUAGUAGGACUGUGGAGUUGAAGAGCCAACAAAGUGGGAUUACAAGGAUCUAUCUUUGCUACAAAAGCCUAAAGAACCAGGAAUAUCCUUUGCCAACUUCAGUUCAACAUUCGUACACGGAACUAACAACAUUAAAGCAACUCUAUGGAGAUUGGAAGGCUGGAUUAUCUUUGACCCAUAUGACGAAUGGUUUGAAAAAUAUCUUGUGGAAAAGCUGCACGCCCUGGGUCAGCAAGACUGUUCUCUUGUGUAAACAGUUAUAAAACCUGAGCUGUCUGUUUAUUGUUAAAUCAUGUUUACUCUUCUGCAGAAAGGAAUAAAAUGACCUUACUGCCAUUCCAAAGAAAACAAUGCUGCUGGUUAACUGAUAGUCUGUCUGCAAUCAACUCCAGCUACGUUUGAAGAUUCAGCAAAGAAAUUCAGCAAUUUCGCAACACGUUUUUCAAGGCGGCCACAAUGUAAUUCAGCUGUAACUAUAAGACAAGGCAAAAGUAUUCUACAGAAAGUUCAUCUGAACUGGUCAUUUCAAGUUGGUGAAAUAUUCAUAAUGGUAGGCUACAACAACGCCACAUGCAAUAUUGACGACUCUUUUAAGUACACACUGUAUGGCUGUGUGUUCAGCAUGGUAUUUUUCCUCGGCCUUAUAUCAAACUGCAUUGCUUUGUACAUUUUUGUGUUCUCACUAAAAUUGCGAAAUGAAACAACAAUAUACAUGACAAAUCUAGCUAUAUCAGACCUGCUGUUUGUUUUUACAUUACCACUCAGAAUUUUCUACUAUGCUACCAGAAACUGGCCAUUUGGAGACGUACUAUGCAAGAUUUCAGGUACACUGUUUCUCACCAAUAUGUAUGGAAGUAUUCUGUUUCUGACGUGCAUUAGUGUUGAUCGUUUCCUCGCAAUAGUUCACCCUUUUAGGUCAAGGACUCUAAGAACUAAACGAAAUGCCAAGAUUGUGUGUGUUGCCGUUUGGCUGACUGUUCUUGCAGGAAGUGUGCCCGCAACCUUUUUCCAAACCACCUCUGCACGAAACAAUAAAACUAAAACGUGUUUUGAAAAUUUUUCAAACAAGACCUGGAAGAACUAUCUGUCCAAAAUUGUGAUAUUCAUUGAAAUUGUUGGAUUUGUUAUUCCUCUAAUUCUAAAUCUUUCCUGUUUUUCAAUGGUUCUAAAGACACUGAGGAACCCGUUCACUCUCAGUCGAGGUAAAUUUAAAAGGAAAAAAGUUCUUAAAAUGGUGAUUGUACAUUUUCUCAUUUUUAUUUGUUGCUUUGUACCAUACAAUACAACUCUAGUGGUGUACUCACUUGUUAGAACUGGAUCAGUAAGCAAUUGCUCUGUCGUGAAAAUAGUUAAAACUAUGUAUCCAAUCACCCUUUGUAUUGCUGUCUCAAACUGCUGCUUUGAUCCUAUUGUUUAUUAUUUCACUUCAGAAACAUUUCAGAAUUCGAUCAAGAGAAAAUCAAUGUCAUUCAGGCCAGAUUCUGAAUUUUCGCAAUCUUUGAACACAGAGAGGUUUUUAACCACUGGUUUACGCACGUUAAAAGGCAAAAUGUCACAAUCAGAAUCUUCUGUUUGACAUCUGUAUUAGUUAUCCAACUGUACUUUGAGACAUACAAUUCAAACUUUCAGGGCAUCAUAACUGUGUGGUUUGUUAACAAUUAGUUACAGAACAAAGCUUCUACCUGAGCAGUCUAUUUUCUGUAUUAGAGGGAUUUUGGUCAUUGAUUAUGGAGGGGUGGAUAGUCCAGAAACAAAAUUUGGAAAGAAUCCAAUGUUUUAUGAAUUACAUUGGAGAAAAGAAUUGCCACAGCACGGGGGAGAGAAGAGAAACUCACUUCCCUUUUUGAUCAUGUAAUCUCUGUUUCCACCUUUAGCCUUAACAUAAAUCUAAUUUAAUGUGGAAAAGAGAAAACAACAAUGAGAUUACCACUAUUGUGCAUCAUUGUAACUAAUUUGUCAGAAAGAUUCUAUGCAUUAAUUGUACACAUAUGUGCAAGUUUAAAAAACCAAGUUUUCAUUGCAGCAACUAAUUUUCAGAUAAUCAAACCCUUUCUCCAGAAAUGUGCAAUGUUAAAAAGGACAUUUAUAUUUUUUAGCUUUUUUGUAUAUAUAAUAAAAGUAAUGUUUUGAAAUCUA